CACAAUUUUAUCCAUGGGGUAUAGUACAACACUCUAUAUUUAACAUAUUUUAUGUUAUAUUAAGAUUUUAUCUCAAUUUAUCAACGAAUAAGGACAUUUACAAUAUCCCUGUAAACAUUAAGGUUUCUAACGGCUUUUUUGAAAUCGGAAUCGACCGAAAGGGAACAAAAACUUGAACUCCCGAAAUGUGUUAUAUAAACCUUCACACACACUACCAAACAAGAUGACAUAUAUGAUACGAUAUAAACAAUGUGUAAAAAAGCAGUGUGUACUGCUAAAUAAAUUAUCAAACGCAAGUUCCACAAGGAUAGAAGUGUAUUAAAUAAGCUUAGUGUAGAUAGAUCAUUUUGAAAUGGCUUAUUUGUAAGGAAAACAACGCGCUGUACAGGUUUAACAUGGUGUAUGUAUUGAGAAUCGAUGAGAUUCAUCCCACGAAUACAACACGCAGCGCAUAGAGUCGAUCACGUAAAAAUCGAUGACAACAAUCACGUUCAACAACAUUCGCGCACGUUGUUUUUAAAUCAGCCUUUUUAUUGGAAAAACUCCCAAUCAAGCUUAAUCAAUGGUCAGCUAAGGUACUAUAAACUCAAGCGAUACGAAUCUUUAUAAAAUGGCCAGCACAAGUAUGGCCAGGGGUAGGAAACCCCCAACUAAUUCUAUCCCAUCCAAAAGUAACCAUAUGGAUACGGAAAGUGACGAACAGGAGUAUACAGCCCUCAGCCGAAAGCUACAAAGUAAGGUAGAAGCUUUGAAAAUAAUGCGCUACGAGCUGGAGAAAUGUCGUACAGAGCGUGACCAGUUCAAACUGAUGGCCGAAACGAUACAGCUUCGGUAUUCUGCCAUCAAGAACAGUUUAAACGCACCCGACUUUCAAGCGGCCGGAUUCGGAAACAGUUCGGCCGUUAGUCUGCUGGUCAAACAAACAAGGGAACGGAACGAGGCACUAACGACCGAGGUGGAAUCGCUCAAGCAGCGCCUAUACGAUCUCGAGGGUGACAUCAAAGUGGUGCGAGCAAGAAACGUUGAGCUGCAGGACACCUGUACCAAGCUAAGGGCCACCAAUGAUUCGCUUUUAACAACCAACGGCGACAAAACGUGGCAGGCCGAAAAAUCGCAACUCAUCGCCCAGCUCGAACAGUUGCGAAAGCGCAACGCACAGUUGCAGUACGACUUUCGAUCGCUGCUGGAUGAAAAGGAAGAAACGGUGACGGAACGAGACGCCUACAAGUGCAAAGCCCACCGAUUAAACCACGAACUGAACGUUGCCCUGAGAGGGGCUGGGAGUGGUGCCUCACAGACCCUGCUGGAUAUCGAUGGGCUGAUACUGGAGAAUAAAUAUCAAACGGAAAAGAUCGCCAACAUCGAGAACGAACUAAGUCUGGCACGGCAAGCGGCCAGCAAAUAUAAGUCGAUGCUCGAAACGAACCGGAAGAAAGGCAUUAUUAAGCUUGGUACUAACAACAAUAACAAAACGAUCAUGUCCCAUUCGCAAGUAAAACACUUGCUAGAGAAUGGAACCGUUGAUGAGCUCCCACUUAAAGCGGCUACAAUUUCCGAUCUGAAAUCACUCUGCCUAGCACUGCUGGACAAUGUGAACGACAAAAGUCUCGCCCUCUCGCAUCAAAAGAAGACAAAUAAGUUGCUAGCUACUAAAAUAGCUGAACUAGAGCGUCACAUUAAGACGCUAGCUGGUAGUGAUGACCGGACAACGAUGGCUAGCCUAUCGCCUUCACAGUACCUACUGAAUGGGUACAGUUCGGCUACAGUUGAUCAGGACCAAGAUGGUGAUAUUAUCGUUCGGCACCGUAACGAAACGUCUGAACCCACACUAGAAGCGAACGGAACCCUGGAGGGUAAUAGUUCCAGUGGACCAUCGCAUAGUGGACAGCGUACGGAACCACUCUCAUCGAGCUCGAAUAAAAGUUGCGUACUGAGUUGUUCCGAUGACGAAGAGGAUGAUGAUGUAGCCGGUCGCUGCACGGGCGAUAGUGCGACAACGUCAAACAUCUCCAAUACGGAAGAAUUGCAGGCUGCGAUUGAGCAACUGGUGGCGUCUGUCGAACGUGAUCUUCAAACCGAUGAACAGUUACCUCAACUGCCGGACGAUAUCGCAGCUCUGAUCGAACAGUUUAAGGAAACGGCAAAUGAAAAUCUAUCCUAAACCUCCGGAUCCACCAAUUUCGUAGAUCGAUUUUUCCACUCGUUUUUCCAUGUCUUCACAUUCUCAAACACCUUUCAGAUGAACAACACGUUACUUUUAUUCUAAUCGUAGCACGAUGCUUCAUUAGUGAGUGGUGAACCGGUACUGGAAAAGAUCCCUCGUGAUCCUCCGGUUCACGUGACGUGAGUUUUGUGAUGGAAAAUGUCACGAAUUCGAAGGAAUCGGAUUGGAAAAUUGUUAUCAAUAAUAAAUAAUUGAAGAAAAACGAA
Anopheles funestus (African malaria mosquito) is the source of this 2430-nucleotide messenger RNA. RefSeq names its product coiled-coil domain-containing protein 149-A. The transcript is spliced from 5 exons. The coding region runs from base 611 to 2161 and encodes 516 amino acids. Lineage: Eukaryota; Metazoa; Arthropoda; Insecta; Diptera; Culicidae. The record is from RefSeq and is a predicted model, not a curated record.